Molecule: messenger RNA, 2708 nt
Organism: Gaeumannomyces tritici R3-111a-1
Lineage: Eukaryota; Fungi; Ascomycota; Sordariomycetes; Magnaporthales; Magnaporthaceae
Exons: 3
Coding region: 1197-2108 (303 amino acids)
Cellular component (GO): extracellular region
Source: RefSeq, a predicted model, not a curated record
CAGCUGCAAGGGCCAGGCACCAAGGGACCACGCCCCGACUCGAGGAAAAAAAGGCACACCCAACAAACAAAAUGAGUGAUUUUGUUAAGCUCCCUGCUGGCAGCAACGACAAACGGAAAUUGACCCACUCCUUGUUUAUCGGCGGCGGUUAGAUUGAUGACGCUGCCAGGGAAUUUGGGCCUGAGCAAUCUUGGAAGCACAUCCGACGGACGACCUUCUGCCCAUGGCAAAGAUCGUCGACGCGGCCAUCGGCGCACUGGCAAUCUGACGUUGCUCCUGCGCAGGCGGCGGGGGCCAAGCAUUGAAAGCACUGUCCAGGCCACGCGACAAGUCAGCUCCUAACCCAAGGCUCGUCGCCUUGGCUUCUCUCUCCCCAACACAGACGACGCCGAGCCCAGUCCGCCCAGCCCUCACCUCACCCAGCUCCGUGUCUUCAAGCUUCUCUUGCGUGAAACGUGGGGCGGAUUGUGCCUUUGGCCUUAAUAAAAACCCCUGCAAAGGGGACAAGGGCGAGUCCCUCUCCCCGUUCAGGCCAAGCCCAGAUGGUUGGUGAUCGGACGAACUGGCCUCUGCGUCGGAAAAAAUUGCUGCUGCACAGUGAGCGGCUGCGUCGCUUGCGAAUUUAGCGCCCUGCCAACUACCGGCGCACGAAGGAAGGGAACUGGAACUGAGGGGUAGAGAGAACUGGCAUGCGGGCCUCGAGGGAGGAUACCCUGCUCGUGCCCCCAUGCUCCAUUCUCCCUUGGCUGCGACCGCACAGUCGGCCGCACGCACGAGGUGUGGUGGUGGGCUCCCCCAGGGGCCGCAGAGAAGGGGGUGGGCGGGUACCGCAUGGAGGGGGGAGAUCCUCCUGAUCCUCGCUCACCUGGGCAUGGUAUAAGACGCCCGCCCUCCGCGCCGCGAUAUCACCUCUUUUCCUUUCCCUACCCUCACCGCACGCACACUCGGCCAUCACCGCCUGUCCACUCCUUUUUCGUGGCGUUCUGUCAACCGAAGUCGCGCAGAGCGCUGGACCACUCCUUUUCCAAGCUCGAAGCUUACAGCAAGAACAACAACGCCGAGCCAUCAGUCACUCCUUGAUAUCCAGUGUCUCGACAGUCCUUGCUGCACCCGACUAGAUCGAAAAGAACGAUUAGACAAACGACCCGCACGAAAAAAAAUCUUAUACCCGAUAUCUUUUUACCAUUUUCGUCACGAUGCAGUUCUCCACCAAGGCUUUCUUCACGGCGGCUCUGCUGGUCUCCAGCGCUCUGGCCCUGCCCAACGAGUCGACUCCCGGCGAGCGCAAGGCCUACUACAAGGGCGGGCGCCGAUUCCGCCAGAGCAAGCGUCCCUGCACCACCUCGUCUUCGGUCCUGCCCGCCACCACCACCGCCCCGGCUGUGGUCGUGGCUGCCGCUCCCCAGCCCACCCCGGAGCCCGUCGCCCCGGCCCCGCCCCCGCCCGUGGAGGACAAGGUUGUGAUCGUCACGACCACGCUCGCCCCUGAGCCGGCGCCGACCACCCCGCCCCCGGCGCCUCCGCCGGCCGCCGAGCCAACGCCCACUCCCCCGCCUACCGUCGCCGCACCACAGGUCAAGGCCCCGGCCCCGGCCCCCGCCGAGGUUAAGGUCGAGCCCACGCCUGCUCCUGCUCCUGUCUCCGCGCCCGCCGCCGCGGCGCCCGCCUCGGGCCUGAGCGGCGACGAGCAAAAGGCACUGGACGCCCACAACGCCGCCCGCGCGGCCGUGGGCCAGAAGCCUCUGGCCUGGGACGCGGGCCUGGCCGCCGACGCCAAGUCGUGGGCGCAGAACCUCGUCUCGGUCGGGUCGCUGCAGCACUCGACCAGCGGCCAGCGCGGCGACCAGGGCGAGAACCUGUACUGGCAGUCGCACGACAAGACGCCCUGCAAGAACGCCGCCGACUCGUGGGCCUCCGAGGUCAGCCUGUACGGCGGCCAGCCUGUCGGCCAGGGUGACUUUGCCGCCUACGGCCACUACACUCAAAUGAUCUGGAAGAGCAGCACCACGGUCGGCCUGGGCAUUGCCAACGACGGCAAGGGCGGCGUCUACGUUGUCGCCCGCUACAACCCUGCCGGCAACUUUGUUGGUCAGACACCCACCCGCUAAGGCGGCUCCAACCCCAUCUUCCUUUUCAUUUCGUGACAUUCAUGCCCUUCUGAUUCUCGUCCCCGCCCACGGUGAACUCGCAUUUUUGUGCUGUCGGUCCCCAUUCUCACGAGGACCGCGGUCAUUCGGCACUUUCAACACCUGCCAUUGAGCACCUUUCAACCAUUUUCUGUUUUUAGCCCGGAGACGGCGCGGCGCAAGUUGUCGGCCAAACCCAGGGCGCCUUGGCGGUGAUGCGCUGGUGUCGAGCCAGAAUUCCCUCCCAUUUGACGACGACAUUGUCUUCCUUGUCUGCUUCUCCUUCCUUGCUCGCAGCGAGAUACGAGCACACCAACCGUGGCUCCUCUGAGCUUGCUGGGCGGGAUAGAACAUGGAUUGGCCAUGUUAUAGGGACGGAAGACCCUUUCCUUUCGAUGUGUAUAUACUAGUCCAACCACUUCAGUUCUACCCUUUUUCUUUUCCCGCCCUAGGAUGCGAAAACAAAGCACCUAGAGCAAGCGCGCCGAACCCUUCAUCACACCCUGCCAUUUGGCUGGUGUGUCGUGGGGCGCGUUUUCCGGACAGACGGAUGAACAAUUAACAAAGCCGAUUCAAGCUUUU